AUGGCACAGUCGGCCGUGAGCAGCACCAUUCACGAGGUGACGGAGGCCAUCAUUUCUGCGUCUGCCCGGCGAAAGUUGGUGGACUUUCCAUUGACACCGGCUGCCAAGGAUGAGGCAAAGGCGGCGUUUGCGCGACGCGGCGCCAUUCCAGGCGUGCUAGCGUGCGUCGAUGGCAUAUUGAUCGCCAUUAUGAAGCCAGAGGGACUCAGCCCGGCUGACACGGCGAGCUUCAUGUCGAGAAAGGGUUAUCACGCCUUAAACGUCAUGGUCGUGUCCAACGCGGAACUUCGCAUUCUUGUUGUGGACCCCCGGUUCCCUGGUUCGUGCCAUGACUCUUGGGUGUGGCAGCAUAACCCACUGCGUGCACGCCUAGCCACACAACUGCAGCCUGGCGAGUAUCUGCUUGGUUAG
This is a messenger RNA of Dermacentor andersoni, 411 nucleotides long. The record is from RefSeq and is a predicted model, not a curated record. NCBI's taxonomy places the organism in Eukaryota, Metazoa, Arthropoda, Arachnida, Ixodida, Ixodidae.